AUGGGGGAGCCCACCGUCGUUGGCAUCGCUCUCUCCAAUUCUGCCCUCGACAAGCAGUUGCGCGCUUCCCGUGCUGCGUUGUAUCCGAAGGAAGUGGUUGGGGUGAUCGCUGGUCUGAUUGCCGCCGUAUCUCUGUUCCAUGUUCUCAACCUUUUCUACAUCUUUCUCACUCGCCCCGCCAAGCGAGGAGCUGUAUCUCUGCAAAGGAUUCCGCUUGCUGUGGCGGAUGUAACCCGUUCUAUCGGGUUUAGGUGGACGAUCUCCUUCGGAUUAUCGUAUUCUUUGAAUCUGGUAGAGGUCGCCUUGACGGCGGCAUACAUAUCUCUGCUCUUUGUGUUCGCAUUGGUUAACACAACUUCAACCACUGGAAUUAAAUUUGAACCACAUUAUUUCGGAAACAGGGCUGGCGAUAUCGCAGCGUCGCAGAUCCCCAUUAUUGUUGCUUUGGGUACCCGCAAACAUUAUUUCAUGGAUUACUGGCAUCAGCUACAUCAAGUUGAGCUAUCUCCACAGAAUGACGGCUCGCGUCUUGUGUGUUAUGGUUUGGCUUCACGCUCUUGGCAAGAUGAAAACGGGUGCCCCAGCUACCUUGCCGUUGGUCCGUGUAGGCUUGUUUGCCCUCAGCUCCCUCGCGCUAUUAUGAUGUUUCUCGUUGCUACAUAUGUUCACCUGAAGGAUAUUCAUAUGGCCUACUAUGGAAUCUUACCCGCAAUGAUACUUUGGGGUUUAGAUCGUUUCAUGCAUUUUGCGCGCAUCAUUAUAUUCAAUUUCGGUUACUUCAAACCAACACCUUCAACGUCGGAAGACUUUGAUGCGUCCGUUGAUGUUCUCUCUCCUCAAUUUCUCCGUAUCACCCUUCGCCGACCAAGUCAUUUUCGCUGGGCAGCCGGUCAAUGCAGCUAUCUCUCGUUCCCCGGAGUCUCGUCCUGGCCGUUUGAGGCCCACCCUUUCACGAUAUCGACGACUUAUGGCCCUGAUCCUUCUCCAUCUGGGAACAAGCUCAUUUUUUAUGCUCGGGUGCAUGACGGCUUCACACGAAAGUUGCGGGACAGAGCAACAGAGGGGGAAAAGUUCCGAGUGUUUUUGGAUGGUCCGUAUGAUUCUCCCCCUGCACUUGUUGGGUACUCUACUUCUAUCCUCAUUGCUGGGGGUUCUGGAAUUGCAUUCAUACUUCCUCUCCUUAUCGAUUUGAUUGGUCAAGCAAGGCGUGGAGAAACGACGUGCCGACGGGUUGUCUUUGUAUGGUCGAUCCGGGAAUCAGAAAAUAUACACUGGAUCAAAGACUCCCUCAGCCAAUGCUUACAUGGUUUUGUCCCAGGAUUAUCCGUCGACGUCCAAAUCUAUAUCACUGGGAAGUACGCCGAAGGGCUUUCUCCUGUCGAUAGUAUCGCAGAGAAAAUCGAAUUUUCGGGGUCAUAUUCUUAUGGAUUCUCUGUUCCUGGCGUAUCAGUUGGGAUUGGCAGGCCAGACCUCCAAACCCUAUUGGGAAAAGAGGUUCAAGAGGCCUCGGGACCAGUUUCCGUCAACGUGUGUGGUGGCCGGUCCUUAGCAGAAGCGGUGAUGAAAGCUGUUCGCUACCCGCGGCCUAUGGAUAUUUUGAGAGNGUGGCCAUACCGUAUCAUUAUUUGUUGA
Laccaria bicolor S238N-H82 is the source of this 1632-nucleotide messenger RNA. RefSeq lists its product as uncharacterized. NCBI's taxonomy places the organism in Eukaryota, Fungi, Basidiomycota, Agaricomycetes, Agaricales, Hydnangiaceae. The transcript is spliced from 11 exons. The coding region runs from base 1 to 1632 and encodes 543 amino acids. Gene Ontology annotation, molecular function: ferric-chelate reductase activity. Gene Ontology annotation, biological process: copper ion import; iron ion transport; intracellular iron ion homeostasis. Gene Ontology annotation, cellular component: plasma membrane. The record is from RefSeq and is a predicted model, not a curated record.